AUGUCGGCCAUGCUGCCAUGGCAGAUACCAGCUCCACCAGCUCCCAUAAUACCCCAAUAUGAUCCUCGCAAACUCGCUCUCCUCGUCGAGACUCGACCAUUACCACACUUGCCAGCUCUUUUCACACAUAUGACGACCAUUAUACCUCCUGAAUGGACAUUCAAGUUUAUGGGUUCCCCUGCUGCGCUCUCCUUUAUGCGAUCAUCUCCUGUCAUAUCCCGGUUUGAGGAUUCUGGGAAGCUUCAACUUCUUCCGAUUCCAGGCAACUAUUCUCUGAAGGACAGAGAGACAAUAUCCCAGAUGUUUACCGACAUUCAUCUCUACAGAGAUCUCCUUGCACCUGCAGAGCACCUUUUGGUGUGGCAGCCGGACAGUAUAUUUUGCGCGAAUGCUGCAAAAACAUUGAACGAUUAUUUGGAGUGGGAUUGGAUAGGGGCGCCUUGGUCCAAGACUGCGCAAUACGGCGGAAAUGGAGGUCUGAGUCUGCGAAAAGUAAGCAAGAUACUGGAGGUGCUGAGGUCGAAACAAAGAAAAGUAGGAGAUGGUGCUUUAGAAGAUCUGUGGUUGACGAAUAAUCUCCACGAACUUCCAGGUUCACACAUGCCGAAUGCCGCAGUCAGCAAGACUUUCAGUGUUGAAAGUGUCUGGGACGAUGCGCCUCUUGGAUACCAUGUCGGAUGGCUUGGAGUACACCACGAACAGAUCUGGGACGACAAAGGCCAGGUUGAUCACAUCAUGAAAUACUGCCCGGAGGUCAAGAUGAUUCUUGGCAUGAAAUUGGAUAACGACAAGCCAGAAGCAAUUCGACAGUCGGAAAACCCUAGUCAGUGAAAACUAGGUACAAAGCUUAAGCCGGGAACUGCUAUUAGUAGCUUAAUCUCGCUCGCCUUUGCUUCGUCUAAGCUGCACUAUUGCUCUUAGACAGAAAGCAGCUCUAAUGCGCAUGAAAAAGAGCUUCGAUGCACGGCAAAGACGCUCAAGAUUACUAAGGAAUGGACGAGGUUCAUGCACCUGUUCAGAUGACUCCAUUCCGUGGACCCUCAAGAAGUAGACAGUGGGACAUAACUCCCAGCCUCAAAUCAAUUUUGGAUCCAAUCAUCUUAUGAUUUUGUGAACGACCCCACUGGUGAGAAUU
Molecule: messenger RNA, 1135 nt
Organism: Mollisia scopiformis
Lineage: Eukaryota; Fungi; Ascomycota; Leotiomycetes; Helotiales; Mollisiaceae
Exons: 2
Coding region: 1-831 (276 amino acids)
Source: RefSeq, a predicted model, not a curated record